Pocillopora meandrina is the source of this 1613-nucleotide messenger RNA. Lineage: Eukaryota; Metazoa; Cnidaria; Anthozoa; Scleractinia; Pocilloporidae. The record is from the annotation of a GenBank genome assembly.
AUGUCUUCUACAGCUGAUGUUAUCCUAUAUGGUGGUAGUAUUAUCACUAUGGAUGAAAAAAACCCUUCUGCUGAAGCUCUAGCCGUCACAGGAAAUAUCAUUACAGCGGUAGGAAAACUAGAUGAAGUGUUUGCCCUAGCGGGUGAGACGACGAAAGUUAUCUAUCUGAAUCAAAAAACCCUUCUCCCGGGCUUCAUUGAGCCACACACGCAUGCUACGGCAUUGGUCCUGGUUAACACGGCGUACACUAACAUUAGUGGCUAUGAUUACCACACAUAUAACGACGUAAACGAAAAAAUGAAGGAGACUAUUCGUAAACUCGACACAGAAACCUCUCCUCUCCCAUGGGCGUUGUUCUUUGGUUGGGACCCAGAGCUUAUCCCUAGCUUGCCAUUGCUUUCUGCGGACUUUCUGGAUAAAGAAUUUUCUUCUGAAGUCCCCGUCGUUGUGGUUGGCCAGAGCGGUCAUGUUGCCUGGGUAAAUCGGAAAGCUUUUGAGGUAGGUUAUCAUCUACGCUUUUGAGCUAGUGUGCUUAUUUUGAAGAUUUGUCAGUGUUGUUAAUUUGUCGAUUAAGAUUCCGAAUCCUUCGAUUCAACAAAAUGAGAACGAACGAAGACAAAAAGCUUUCCCUUGGGCGUAAUAAUGAGAGCAGAUUAUUCAGUCGUGACUUAUCUACAUUUGGCCUCCUGUGUGUAGUGGACGUGAUAAAAUGCAGAUUGUUUACAAAGAGUUAACACGCGAGUCCAACAGAAGGAGGGGAGGGGGGUGCAAGAAUAGGCGAAAAAGAAUUGAUGUCAAUGCGCCGCGGGAGCUCUGUGAGUGAUGCGCUCGAAAAGUUCCUACGAAGAUAGCUGAAGGCGAAUUCGAUUGGUAGAAAACGUCAAUAUCUAAGUGCUUACUGUUUUCAGAAAUUAAAUUGCUUAAAAUUUCUACCUUCUCCCUUAAAAGGAAUUGGAUAAUCGAAGAGGAUGUAUCCUUUACUUUCUCAUUAAAGAACAUCAGGGACCAUAGCAGAAAUAGUACUUAGUGCCUUUAAUUACUGAAGUACUCAUUCAGUGUUUUCUUGUCGGUGAUAAAAGGUGGCUAAUGUAGAUGACUCAAUCGAAAAUGCGGAUGGCGGAGUGUUUGUCAAAGAUGAUGAAGGACAUCUGACUGGUCAGCUGUUUGAGGUGUAUGCAAUAGAACGUGUCACAAGCUAUGCACCACAACCAACACUUUCAGAUUUACAGACAAAAAUAAAAGACCAAUGGAAAGAUUUUGCUUCUCGGGGCUUCACAACAGUCACUGAAAUGGCUUACCAAAGAAACCCAGCGUUUGACACCCUCCUCUUGAAGGAGUCUGAACAAAGAGACUGUCCCAUCCGCCUAGCCCUGUACCAAGUGGUCUACGGUCCUGAAAAUUCUAUCAAGGAAGAGAAAUCUUCAACUCGCUCUCAUUAUCAAUGUUGUCCUAGCUUGCUACGAAUCGAUGAUUCAAUGGACGGAAGCCUAGACCAAGAUGAACCAAUCAUUGAGGGGUCUGACAAGCUGUGGGUAGCUGGUGUGAAGGUUAUUGCAGAUGGCUCCCCUCACUGCGGUACUGCUGCACUGCUGCAGUACAGGAGCCAUAUUUGA